AUGCAGAGCAGGUGUCAGCAGUGCUACAACAUGCAGAGCAGGUGUCAGCAGUGCUACAACAUGCAGAGCAGGUAUCAGCAGUGCUACAACAUGCAGAGCAGGUGUCAGCAGUGCUACAACAUGCAGAGCAGGUGUCAGCAGUGCUACAACAUGCAGAGCAGGUAUCAGCAGUGCUACAACAUGCAGAGCAGGUGUCAGCAGUGCUACAACAUGCAGAGCAGGUAUCAGCAGUGUUACAACAUGCAGAGCAGGUAUCAGCAGUGCUACAACAUGCAGAGCAGGUGUCAGCAGUGCUACAACAUGCAGAGCAGGUGUCAGCAGUGCUACAACAUGCAGAGCAGGUAUCAGCAGUGCUACAACAUGCAGAGCAGGUGUCAGCAGUGCUACAACAUGCAUAGCAGGUAUCAGCAGUGCUACAACAUGCAGAGCAGGUAUCAGCAGUGCUACAACAUGCAGAGCAGGUAUCAGCAGUGCUACAACAUGCAGAGCAGGUAUCAGCAGUGCUACAACAUGCAGAGCAGGUAUCAGCAGUGCUACAACAUGCAGAGCAGGUGUCAGCAGUGCUACAACAUGCAUAGCAGGUAUCAGCAGUGCUACAACAUGCAGAGCAGGUAUCAGCAGUGCUACAACAUGCAGAGCAGGUGUCAGCAGUGCUACAACAUGCAUAGCAGGUAUCAGCAGUGCUACAACAUGCAGAGCAGGUAUCAGCAGUGCUACAACAUGCAGAGCAGGUGUCAGCAGUGCUACAACAUGCAUAGCAGGUAUCAGCAGUGCUACAACAUGCAGAGCAGGUAUCAGCAGUGCUACAACAUGCAGAGCAGGUAUCAGCAGUGCUACAACAUGCAGAGCAGGUAUCAGCAGUGCUACAACAUGCAGAGCAGGUAUCAGCAGUGCUACAACAUGCAGAGCAGGUGUCAGCAGUGCUACAACAUGCAUAGCAGGUAUCAGCAGUGCUACAACAUGCAGAGCAGGUAUCAGCAGUGCUACAACAUGCAGAGCAGGUAUCAGCAGUGCUACAACAUGCAGAGCAGAUAUUAG
Messenger RNA from Procambarus clarkii (red swamp crayfish), 1038 nucleotides. The record is from RefSeq and is a predicted model, not a curated record. Lineage: Eukaryota; Metazoa; Arthropoda; Malacostraca; Decapoda; Cambaridae.